AUGGUCAGGGCGUUGAAACACCAUGAGCAGAAGUUGCUAAAGAAAGUUGACUUUCUUGACUGGAAGCAGGACCAGGGUCAUAGAGAUACCCAGGUGAUGAGAACGUACCAUAUUCAGAACAGAGAAGACUAUCAUAAAUACAACAAGAUGUGUGGUGAAAUCCGAAAAUUGGCGCAUAAGUUGUCGCUAUUACAACCAACCGAUCCGUUCAGAAUAAAGCAUGAACAGUUAUUGUUGGAAAAAUUGUACAAUAUGGGAGUGUUGGCUACCAAGUCCAAGAUUUCAGAUUUAGAGAAUAAGGUCACAGUCAGUGCCUUUUGUCGAAGAAGAAUCGGUGUAGUCAUGUGUCGUCUCAAAAUGGCGGAGACCAUGAGUGAUGCCGUGACUUUUGUAGAACAAGGCCAUGUCAGAGUUGGUCCUAAUGUGAUCACAGACCCAGCAUACUUGGUGACGAGAAACUUGGAGGAUUACUUGACAUGGGUGGACACUUCCAAGAUCAAGAGAAACUUACUCAAGUACAAAAACAAGAUCGACGACUACGACUUGGCUUAG
Molecule: messenger RNA, 552 nt
Organism: Scheffersomyces stipitis CBS 6054
Lineage: Eukaryota; Fungi; Ascomycota; Pichiomycetes; Serinales; Debaryomycetaceae
Product: snoRNA-binding rRNA-processing protein
Exons: 1
Coding region: 1-552 (183 amino acids)
Biological process (GO): rRNA processing
Cellular component (GO): small-subunit processome; Mpp10 complex; small ribosomal subunit
Molecular function (GO): snoRNA binding; structural constituent of ribosome; rRNA binding
Source: RefSeq, a predicted model, not a curated record